CCGUAUUAAAUUUGUUAGGCAAAGGCUCUGUCUCUUCCUUUACCUUCCUCCAACUUAAAACUUGACUCAUUCACAAUUUCACACACCUUCUCCUAACUUUGAAAUGAAACCACAACAUUAAGAGAGAGAAACACUGAGAGAAUUCCAAACCCAGAAAAACCCACAUUCACGUUAAUACACUCAUACAGUGAUGAAUCUGAUGAUUGCAGAUACCAAAAUAAUUACCCUUUUUCAAAUUUAGUCAAAAAAAAUUCAAGCUUUGAAUAUUAUUCAUUAAUGGCGGCUGGUUGGGUGAAGUCAUUGCAAUGCAAAUCAAGAGCAGUUGAAGAUGUAUUCCAACCUCAAUCUAAACAAGUCCUUCUUACCAGCACUAGCUGCAGAAAUAGUAUUCAAAAUCUUAAAGACGUGGUAGACAACUCCAAACCCAUUUCCAAACCCAAGCCUAAACAUAAACCCAAAAAGCCCGACCCUUUUUCUCACCGUGUUAGACGCUCUGAUUCCGUUAAACCCACACCCGAAUCACCAUUACCGACCCGGGUUAAACGCACCGUUUCGGCUCCGAUCACAAAAGGUGCCAUUCUCGGUGACCCGUUCUUCCCGUCGGUGACGGAGUUGCAAGUGGGCCAUCCCUCGAGGAAUGUGGUUGAGAUAAUAUUUCACACGAGGUGGGGUCCGAAAGGGUUUAUGGGUCGGGUGGAGAUGAUUUUUAAGAUCCAGAAUUUGGGCCGGACUUUGGCGCGAUUUGAGGAGUACCGCGACUUGAUAAAAUGUCGGGCUGUGGCUGGACCAGGGUGUGGGUCAGGAAGGUGCCGUGCGGAUGGGAAUGAGAUGAUGCGAUUUCACUGCUUGGGCCCCACUAAUUCUGGAGGAGCAAUGAUGGACAGCUGUGAUGGUUUAUAUGACAAGGCGGCAGCCACCUCAGUAUGUACGUAUUCCGGUAGUGGAGCAGCUCAUGAAAGUGCUGGUGGUGGUCGUGGGAGGCGGGCAAUGGUGGUUUGUAGGGUGAUAGCGGGCCGCGUUUCGAAACGAGUUGGGCGUGGGUUUGAGUCAGUGACAGAAUCAGGCGAGUUGGUUGAUUUUGACUCAGUGAGUGGGGAAGAGAAUGGCGAGUUGUUGGUGUUUGAUUCUCGUGCGGUUUUGCCUUGCUUCCUUGUCAUCUACAAAUUGUAAAGCUCUAAAACCAAUUAUCAACACAAUUUUUACUCUUUUUAAUAAGUCCUUUUUUUGUGGGAUUUUUUACAUGGAGGGAUUAAAUUGGUUUUUGGGGCUAGUUUUGUGUAAAAAUUGUGUUGAUAAUUGAUGAAUGUGCAUAUUAUGGUAUGGGAUUUUAUUGUUUACGUUAGCAAGUAAUUGAUGAUUUGGAAACUUGUUAGUGGUAAUGUUGUUUGGUAUUAUUAGCUUUACUUGGUGGAAUAUUCAAUUUUGAUGGGCUUUUAUUUUAGAAUUGAAUAUACAUUUUGUUGGAAGCUGAA
This is a messenger RNA of Spinacia oleracea (spinach), 1472 nucleotides long. RefSeq lists its product as uncharacterized. Lineage: Eukaryota; Viridiplantae; Streptophyta; Magnoliopsida; Caryophyllales; Amaranthaceae. The transcript has a single exon. The record is from RefSeq and is a predicted model, not a curated record. Bases 277 to 1170 code for a protein of 297 amino acids.